AGUAUAUUUUUGUGACUAAAAGAAGUUAAUCUGUCCACAAUAGUUCAAUGGGACAUCAGGUUUGUAUAUGGCCUUUGUCCAUCCUGACUACUGGUGCCAUAGAUAGGCAGCAGCACUGCUGGAGGGGAGCUGUUUGAACAUGGCUUUAAAAUGUUAAUGCCAUUUUAUAUCCUAGUAAGUCAUGCCCAUACUGAUUUUUCUCCUUAUUAUUAUGUUGUACUCAUGUCUUGCUCAGUUUCUGAACAGUUAGAAAUACUAAGUGGGGUGUAUUUUAAUGGAAAAUGUUUGGGCUCAGUUUGGUGUGGUGGUAGUUAAAAUAGGAUAGCCCACAUUUAAUAAAGUUUAUUUUUGUUAUGAAAAUUCUCCUCCUUGGAUUACUUCCAGUGAAGUUAAAGCAUCUGUGUAUAAAGAGUUGUUCCAGAAGCAUUUUGCUUGCACAGCUAUUGGUGCAGGCAGGGCUGGGAUGCUGAAGUGGUAGGAAGGUGCAGCUGGGAGCUCUUUGUGCUGUGCUGCCGUUGAGCUCCCACUCACUGGUAGCUGUUUAUAGGACUUGGGCUUAGCUUUUAGUGAGUCAUACUACUUUUUUUUAUGUGUGGCCAGAAUUAAUUCUAUUUAUUUCAGUAUAUGGAAAUCCAGGGGUUUAAUGUGUAGAUUUUCAGUCUCCAUAAACUGAGGGGGUUUCUGUGUGUGUGCUGUUGCAGUGGAGGUGCAGUGAAAAUCCCUUUACUGCAUGCACUGUGUGUCUGCCACAAGAGCAUCAUCAUACAGCAUAAACCCGCCUCUCUCUGCUAUUUUAAAACAGCAUUAUGGUUCACACGUGUGCUGAAAAAUCUGAGAGUACACAAAGACAGGACACCUUCCCCUUGCUGUUAGCUGUGAGCAGGCAGAAGUGAAAGCGUCUCUCAUCCCCUACGUGCACUGGCCAGGCAUUAGCGUAAGCAGGAAAUUGAUUCAGAUAACCCUGGCGUGCUCUCACUGUCACCAAAAAGCACUUUUUCCCCUGACGUUUUCCCUUUGGUUUCAGUACAAAGAGCCCAGGUGCUGGAAGCCAGAAGUGGAAGAAGAGCUUCUGUGACCCGCCCGAGUCACUGACAGGAUUAAUAUAGCCAAGGACUUGCACAUAAUGUAAUAAAACUUGAAAAAGUAGGAGUUUACUGCUAUAAAUGAGGGAUCCACAGAAAAAAGAAAGAUGUCAAGUUAAGAGGCUUCAACUCCUGCAACACCUAAACUGAAGCUGGUGCUGUGUUUCCCUCUGGAAUCUGUCUCACCCCUCUGCAGAUGCCAGCCCUCCCUCGAGCGGCACCCUGCUGCAAGCGGUAGCUGAUGCAGCGUGGCUGCCAGUGAGUAUUUGAAGAGAUUCCCCCUGUGUCUGGUUCCCAGUGCAGCUCCCAUGGCCUGUGACGAACCCACUGCUCUCUCGGGCAUCUUCACACGCCAGAACUCUGCCAGCACCACCUCUCUGGACUUUGAGCCUGACGCCGACUACAAGUUUGUUGAAACCUUAGAGGAUCGGUACAAGUGCGCCUACUGCCACCUCGUCCUUCACAACCCCCACCAGACAGGAUGUGGGCACCGAUUUUGCCAGCAGUGCAUUCUUUCUUUGAGGGAGUUAAAUGCGGUACCCACCUGUCCUGUCGACAAAGAAACAAUAAAAAUGCACGAGGUAUUCAAAGACAACUGCUGUAAGAGAGAAGUUCUCAAUUUGCAUGUGUUCUGCAAAAACUUUCCUGACUGCAAUUCAAAAAUAAUUCUGGGACGAUAUCAGGAGCAUCUUCAGCAGUGUUUGUUUGAAAGCACGCAAUGCACUAAUGAUGGAUGUUGUGAUCAGAUUCUUCGGAAAGAUGUGAAAGAACACUUGAGCCAGCACUGUAAAUUUCGAGAAGAAAUGUGUCAGUACUGUAAUACAUAUGUGGUGUUCAUUAACAUAAAGAAUCAUGAAAAAGAUGACUGUCCUAAUUAUCCUGUGCCUUGUCUCCAAAAUUGUUCACAAAUAAUUCUGAAAAAAGAGAUUGAAAAGCACCAGGCUGUGUGCCCUGAAGCAGAAGUGGACUGCCCAUAUAAGCAGUACGGAUGUCUUGCAAAGGUUAAAAGAGGGAAACUUGCUGAACAUGAAAACACUGCCCUGAGGGAACACAUGCUGCAGAUUUUAGACAAGAACUCCCGGUUGGAAGAACAGAUAUCUGACCUAUAUAAGAGCCUGGAAUGUAAAGAGAUUAAAAUCCAGCAGCUGGCAGAGGCCAUUAAAAAGUGUGAGAAAGAAUUCAAACAGUAUACACAACUGUUUGGUAAAAAUAGCAACUUGAUGGUAAGCACACAGGCUUUGGCCAGCCACCUGGAUAAGUCUGCACGCCUGGAAUCACAAGUGAAACAGCUAAUACAGAUGGCAAACCAGCAGCAGAGUAAAUUAGACUUGCGGCCCCUGUUUGACACAAUCGAAAAUGUAAAACAGAAGAUUGCCCUGAUGGAGACAUACGAUCAACGCUUGGUUGUUUUGGAAGAUCAGUCCAGCAAACAUGAUCUCCAGAUCAAUAUUCACAAAGCACAGCUCAAUAAAAAUGAAGAACGAUUUAAGCUUUUGGAAGGCACGUGCUACAAUGGGAAAUUAAUCUGGAAAAUCACAGACUACAAGAUGAAAAAGAAAGAAGCGGUGGAAGGCCGUGUCCUCUCCAUAGCCAGCCAGCCCUUUUACACCAGCCGCUGUGGGUACAGGUUGUGUGCGAGAGCCUACCUGAACGGGGAUGGCUCAGGGAAGGGAACACACAUCUCUCUCUACUUUGUAGUGAUGAGGGGGGAAUUUGACUCGCUGCUGCUGUGGCCCUUCAAGCAAAAAGUUACACUUAUGCUUUUGGACCAAAGUGGGAAAAAAAAUCACAUUGUGGAAGUCUUUAGAGCCGACCCCAACAGCAGCAGUUUCAAAAGGCCAGAUGGGGAAAUGAAUAUUGCCUCCGGAUGUCCCCGCUUCGUGCCGCACGCGGUCCUGGAGAACACAAAGAACACCUAUAUCAGAGAUGACACUCUGUUUUUGAAAGUCGUCGUGGAUUUAACUGAUCUGGAGGAAUUGUGAAAAUUGUUCCCAAUCAAUGUGACUGCUUUAACCAUUAAGAACUGCUUUCUUGGUGACUACCAGCCAUGCAAUAGUGAAUUGCCACCAGUCAAGCUACUGAGAAUGUUUCACAGCUUUUGGACUCAUAAGAGACAAUGAAUUGCCAAAGUGUCAGCCUUUCCUUUUUUAACCCUUUUUUCAAGACUGCAUUUUUAAGGCAGCUAGAAGUCCAGUUUGGUGCAAACAUGCAUUCAAUCCAGAUUGGCUCAGUCCAGGCUGGGGGGAAUGCUUUUCUCCCAUCACCAAACUGGUGUUUGGAGACGAAACUCCUCCAGUAACCUCCCUGGAGCCCAGGCAGGCCUGUGGGCUCCCAUCCCUCACACAGCAGUGAAGCCAUGCCCAAACAUGCAAAUGCAUUUCACCUGUCUGCAAUAGAAACAUUUCAACAUUAGCAAAUUUGAAUCAAUGUCUUGAUCCCUCCAUCUCCUGGAUUUUUGAAGAGUGGAGAAUGGCUUCAGUUAGGCAGGGAAAACAUUUGCCAAGUAUCUUGCAUUUUUGUAAUUUGUUUUAAUUAUGUUUUUCCAGAAAGCCCAGAGGAAGGCACCAAUGCCUCUUACUUUUUUAGCCUGGUUUUUCAGCUAUGUAGAGUACGCCCAGGUCACAACAGCUUUCUUAUGUCCUUUCCUUUCCUGCCUAGUGCCUUGGGACUGAUUUCCAUUAGUGGUAAACAUCGACAGUCCCCAUCUAAAGCCAAAAGCUGCAGGCACUUCUCACCUCUCAGGACAUGGCCAGAGGCAGGGCACUCGGCCAGCCUGCCAGCUCUUGGCUGUGCUGUUGGAAGAGGGGCAAAACUGCUCUUUUUCUUCCACAUCUGUGCAAAAUUGAUGUUUUCUGGCCUACAAGCUUUAUAAAAGGCAGGAAAAGCUUUGGAUAUCUGCCUGGGAGAAAGCCCACGUAACAUGCACUGUUCCUCUCUCCUAGAAAUUUGGAUGUUAGGGGAAGAAGGGGGAAAAGGGAUUAGGGAGUGAGGUUGCAGUAGGAACCCAAUUCUCACAGAUAGUGCAGCUCUAGCGUUUGUUAAAGGGUGACACAGCCACAGUAACAACUGCUGACUGUGUUGUCUGAAGAUCUUAAUUCUCAUUCCAAGUUCCUUCCAUACUGCAAGGGAAUGUGUGCAUUGUAUGGGGUUCAUUGGAGACCCACUGAAACUAUCAAGAUCAGGCACUGAGGAACAAGUGACACAGAAUACACGUGCCUUUUUAAAGCCUUUUGGGUGCCUGUAACAGGGAUGUAAUUUUGCAUUCUCAGCCAUUUUGUUAUUACAAGUGACAGAGUUUUGCAUCUCUCAUCUCUCACAGAUCAGGUAGUGAAACACCACAGCAUUAUCCAUUGCUCCAAAGCUUAUCAAGAGACAGAAAGACAAUAAGCUGGAUUUAGAGUAAGAGUAAACUAGGCAGGAUAAAAAUCAAAACGGGGCAUGGACUGAAAGGUAUAAGGCAGAAAAUUCAAGAGGGCAAAUGUGGCAAAAUGAAAAAUGCCCUCUCUGUGUGGGAUGUUGAUAUCAACUAAAAUAAUUCAAGGUUUGGUACUAAGAUGAAGGCAAAAUACUGUAUUUUGUAUCUGCAAUCUUAUUGCUAGACAUUUACUUUCCCACGUGGUUUUCAGGACGUAACUCAGACACAUAUAUUUUCAAAUUGGGGGGUGGAAGGGAAGAGACCUUAGUAAUCUAUACCUCAUGGUGGGUUAGCACAUCUGAAAUCUUUGUUUUCAUCUGGAAGUCCUUUUUGUUUUACAAUGUCAGGAUGUACUGAGCCACCAUAGGGGCUUUCCGUGUUCCCAGAAACAGAUGGCAAGGAACAAAUUUUAUUCUUUUGUACCACCAUGAUUGACUUCAAGAGUAAUUUCAGCUGUACAGCAUGUCCCUAGCAUUGUUACAAAAACAGAAAGCUUGGUUUGACAGUGGUGUGGCAUUCUGUGUCAUCAACCCUGAGCCUCAGAUGUGGAUUUCAUGUUGAUUAUUACUUCAGUCUUUGUCAGGUAACUUUCAAAGUGACACAAUUUGCAUAAUAACCACUAAUAACUGAUGGAAAUGUACCAACCAUGUGUCCUGGGACUCCUCAGUACUUUGAGUAUAAAAUACAGAAAAUGAUAAAGAACUUGGACAAGCAAGGGAGGCAAGAUGGAAAGGAUGUGGUCUGUAUCCUGGGAAAUACCGAGCCCUCUCCGCCUCCACUACCCCAAGCGUAAAAUGGGGAUAAUAAUACUUGCAGAAGUGUUAGAGCUAUUUAAAUGUUUGUGAAGAAGUUUGAGCAUGAAGAGAGCUAAGUAUUAUUAAAACUCCAUUUCUAAUUGUUAGAGUAGGUGAUGGCAUAGUGACGUGGAUAAGUGUUUAGUGUUUUCCUGGACAGAUUUUGAAAUCAUGUUUGGUUUUAGCCAGUUUGUACUGCAAUCUCUCCUCUACCUACUGGUUGGGUUUAGGUUUUUGCCACGAAUAUUCCUCUUAAAAUUUUGAAGCACAAAUGAUUCGUCCUGGGUGUUGGAAACAUCCCUUUAGACAUACUGCCUGUUUUUUAAAGAAUUAGUUGAGAAAAUUGGAUUUUUUUAAAGGCAAGACCUUCUUUAAAUUGUUUUUUUCUUUUUAUUACAGUAAUUGAGAGAUUUAUGUUAAAAUUUUCAGUGAUUUUUUUACUAUUUAUAAACAGGAUUUUAAACUUCACCCCAUUCCUAAUAAGGAAAAAAAUAUGUUGUAUAGCAUGAAUUGUCAGGAAGAAUUUUGAUGUUGCAUGAAAAAAAUACCAAAAACCUUUUCAAUAAUAUUGUACUGGAUAAGUAACCAAAAGAGCUUAGGGUAUUUCUACAUCAGCAUACAGUAUGUUUCUAACGUAUUUAUUGACAGUUUGUAGUUGUUUGAAUAUCUCUUACUACAAUGCAGGCAUUUUUCUAGCCAAAUGUCUUCACUGUGUACAUAAACUAAUGUAAGAAUAAAUAAUUUUACCAUCCUUCUGGA
Messenger RNA from Corapipo altera (White-ruffed manakin), 6050 nucleotides. It is a transcript of the gene TRAF5, whose product is annotated as TNF receptor associated factor 5. Bases 1391 to 3064 code for a protein of 557 amino acids. Gene Ontology annotation, molecular function: tumor necrosis factor receptor binding; thioesterase binding; zinc ion binding. Gene Ontology annotation, cellular component: plasma membrane signaling receptor complex. Gene Ontology annotation, biological process: regulation of apoptotic process; protein K63-linked ubiquitination; tumor necrosis factor-mediated signaling pathway. NCBI's taxonomy places the organism in Eukaryota, Metazoa, Chordata, Aves, Passeriformes, Pipridae. The record is from RefSeq and is a predicted model, not a curated record. The transcript has 12 exons.